Haliotis rubra (blacklip abalone) is the source of this 1903-nucleotide messenger RNA. RefSeq names its product potassium voltage-gated channel subfamily C member 3-like. Gene Ontology annotation, cellular component: voltage-gated potassium channel complex; membrane. The transcript is spliced from 2 exons. Gene Ontology annotation, biological process: protein homooligomerization; potassium ion transmembrane transport. The record is from RefSeq and is a predicted model, not a curated record. Gene Ontology annotation, molecular function: protein binding; voltage-gated potassium channel activity. The coding region runs from base 159 to 1436 and encodes 425 amino acids. Lineage: Eukaryota; Metazoa; Mollusca; Gastropoda; Lepetellida; Haliotidae.
ACGAGGGUCUUCUCUGCUCAUGUCUCUGCCGUCAUUUGAGAGUACCUUCUUGUAUAUAAUUGGUUGUAGGGAUCACCUACAGUCACCUACCCCUGAUGGAUUCCAAGGCCUUUGAGCGUGAUCGUUGAUCGACCAACACACAGACCUCGACUCCCACCAUGGCGACUGUUACACUGAAUGUGUCAGGGAAGAGGUUCACCAUCGGUAAAACUAUUUUACAACGCUACCCAGACACAAUUCUGGGACGGCUUACAACAGAAAGCCAGAAUUAUGAUCAAACUUGUGAUGAGUUUUUCUUUGAUCGUAAUCCUAAAAUGGUUCCUCCACUUCUUGAUCUGUAUCGGACUGGAGAGCUUCAUCUGCCAUCGCAUUUGUGUACAUUUACCAUUAAGAACGAACUGAGGUUUUGGGAGAUUAAAGAAGAUCUCAUUUCGGAGUGUUGCUGGAAAAAAUACAUUGCUGCUGUUGAAGACAUGAAAGCUGUUGACAUCAUCGAGAAGUCGUUAUACGACCAUCUAUCUGAAAAGCCGGCUACUUUAAACACAAAGCAUAAAAUCUGGAUGACGUUGGAGUAUCCCUCAUGCACUCUGUUAUCUAAGUUGUGGUUCAGCGUCUACAUAAUAAUGGUGUCUGUUGCCGUCGUCACCGCCUGUCUCAGCAUGUCCCCAGAGUUGCGCAUGCCCAUGGAACAUCUAGAUCCGGACUGGAACAGCUCCUCCAUCUUGAAUAUGCUCCUGAACACGGAAAUGAACGCAGAAAUCUACUUCAUUGACCUAAUAUGUCUUCUCUUCUUUACACUUGAAUUUUUACUCCGUUUGCUUUUGAGUCCCUCGAAGCGAUCGUUUUUCAAGAGUCUCCUCAACGUGAUGGACCUGGUGUUAACUGUCAUUAUGUGGUGCUCUGUGAUUCUGGAUCACGUGCCGGCUAUUGAGCAUGCGCAAGUUGGCCACACCGUCAUGAGAGCGUUGUUUUGUCUCAACAUCCUGAGAGUAUUCCACAUAGGUAAAACGUCGAAAGGAGUCAAGCUACUAUUGUUCACGCUGUCGGCGAGUAUGGAAGCCUUCGGUCUCCUACUGGUUUCAAUGACAAUGGCUGUUGUUAUUUUCGCAACUCUUGUUUACUUCGCGGAAGUAUCAACCAACUCGGACGCGUUUGAGAACAUCCCAGUUGCGGUAUGGUGGGCAGUUGUUACCAUGACGACUGUUGGAUAUGGCGACUACUACCCCCAGUCAUGGACGGGAUACAUUGUAGGAAUUAUGUGUGCAUUGUCUGGUAUUUUACUGUUGGCUCUACCGAUCGCUAUCAUUGCAUCGAAUUUUAAUACAUUUUACUCAAACUUAUCGUCAGCCGAACAAAGGGUUCGCCGUAAAAGGCUACAACAAUCGGAAGGACGGAUGGACGACACAGAAAAAUACAUAGACGGACCACACAAAUAACCAGUUAGACAAAAAGUGUGUGUUUUAAUGAUUUAAGUGGGUGCGUGUUCUUUCAUCCGUUGUUGUUAACACUGUAUUCAGCAGUAUUCCUGACAUAUGACGGCAGCCAAGCACCAUCGAGUCUGGAUCAGACUACGGGACCCAUCAGCUCGUAUCUUUUGACCAGCAUUCGUUCUGACGAGGACCCACCUCUGGGCGUUAUUAUUAUCAAGGGGGCGUUAGGCAUUAUAUUAAUUAUUUUGGUAGAGUUCGGGUUUUGCAAAUAUACAACUGUCAGUGGCGCUUACUCUGUUCGGGUUUUGCAAAUGUACAACAAUCGGAAGCGUUUACUGUUUUCGGGUUUUGCAAAUGCACAGCAAACGAAAGCGUUUAGGGUGUCUGGGUUUUGCAAAUGUAUAACAAUCGAUAGCGUUUACUGUAUUCCGGUUUUGUAAAAUUCAUGUACAGUAAAGAAGAGUUUUGGUUUU